Messenger RNA from Phascolarctos cinereus (koala), 1045 nucleotides. It is a transcript of the gene CKS1B, whose product is annotated as CDC28 protein kinase regulatory subunit 1B. Gene Ontology annotation, molecular function: cyclin-dependent protein serine/threonine kinase regulator activity. NCBI's taxonomy places the organism in Eukaryota, Metazoa, Chordata, Mammalia, Diprotodontia, Phascolarctidae. The record is from RefSeq and is a predicted model, not a curated record.
GAGCGGCAGGUUUGAAAGCGAGGCCCCGUAGAGUUGUGGUGCGCGCGCGCGUAGCUGUUGUUAGGCGGUUAGCGGCGCGGGGCUGGGGUCCCCCGGAGGUGCGGACAUGUCGCAUAAACAAAUUUACUAUUCGGACAAAUACGACGAUGAGGAGUUCGAGUACCGGCACGUCAUGUUGCCCAAGGACAUAGCCAAACUGGUCCCUAAGACCCACUUGAUGUCUGAGUCUGAGUGGAGGAACCUUGGUGUCCAGCAGAGUCAGGGAUGGGUCCAUUACAUGAUCCAUGAACCAGAGCCUCACAUCUUGCUGUUCCGGCGGCCACUGCCCAAGAAGCCUAAGAAAUGAAAAAGCAUGCCACUUCUGUUCAAAGCUGUACAUAGCUGUCCUUACCUGCUAAUAUCUUUCUGCUAAUAGUGUUGCCUUCUUGUUUCUCACUUGGGAUAUUUAAGGGAUGUUUAAUACACUGUUUGAAAGUGCUGGUGACUCUCUUGUUUCUUGAGCAAAAUUGAUACCACUACCCCAUUGGGUGCUCUGAUGAAUGUAAUGUAACUUCAGCUGAGCUUUGCUUCGAAAAAUCAUGGCAAGCUCUGUAUCAAGCUGAACACAUUGGGUAGAUGGACAAAUCACCAAGAGUGACUGUAGACUCAUCACUGCUUAGUUGUGGGGCACGUAUAAUUGUUGCUGUUUGUGUCUUUUCCCACCAGAUUGUGUACAAGGUGACUUAAUGGAUUUAUAUUUUCAUUUGUUGGAAACUUUCCAUUUUAUUCAAGAAAUGUCUGCUCUGUUUAAAUCCCUUGAAUAAAGAGGAAGUUUUUGUAAUCCAUUCUUAGAUUUCUUCUGCCUAUGAUCAGGAUGAAUAUCAUUCAUGAGAUACCAGGGUCCUAAUUAUCUUGUCUUCAGUAAUUUUGGAUAAUAAGGCUCAUUUCAGGGAGUUGAUUUUAAAAAUAGAUUAAGCUGGUUAUUCUCAAACAUCUGCUGAAAAUGUUCAUUUCAAACCUUCACUGGCCCAGGGCAGCUCUCUUAAUAAAAUGCAUUAGUCUGUCA